Messenger RNA from Pyricularia pennisetigena, 1680 nucleotides. RefSeq lists its product as uncharacterized. Bases 49 to 1680 code for a protein of 543 amino acids. Gene Ontology annotation, cellular component: cytoplasm. Gene Ontology annotation, biological process: inositol biosynthetic process; phospholipid biosynthetic process. Gene Ontology annotation, molecular function: inositol-3-phosphate synthase activity. The transcript has 3 exons. The record is from RefSeq and is a predicted model, not a curated record. Lineage: Eukaryota; Fungi; Ascomycota; Sordariomycetes; Magnaporthales; Pyriculariaceae.
CAUUUACCAUUACCUUUGAGCAUCUUCGAUCCUGUCUGUAACGCCAAUAUGUCUCCUCACGCCGAGGUGCAAGUUGGAGCUACCAACGGACACGGCAAUGACACUCAUCGAGCUGCUACCGUGCAACCUGUUUCUGCCAAGGAGGUCUUCGUCGUGGAGUCGCCGAACGUGGUCUAUACGGAGCAUGAAAUCCGCUCCAAGUACACCUACCGCACUACCAUGGUGGCCAAGGGUGAUGAUGGCGGAUACAUUGCUCGGCCUAAGCAGACGGCCUACGACUUCAAGGUGGAUCGGAAGGUGCCCAAGGUCGGCGUGAUGCUGGUCGGAUGGGGAGGCAACAACGGGUCAACCGUCACGGCCGCAGUCAUUGCAAACCGCCAUGGGCUCUCCUGGGAGACCCGUGAAGGCGUCCAGAAGCCCAACUUCUAUGGAUCGCUGGUCAUGGGCUCGACCAUGAAGCUUGGCACGGAUGUCAAAACGCUCAAGGAUGUCAACAUCCCUUUCCACAACGUGCUGCCCAUGGUUCACCCGAACGACCUUGUCAUUGGCGGCUGGGACAUCAGCGGCAUGAACCUGGCUGAUGCCAUGGAUCGGGCUGGCGUCCUUGAGCCUUCACUGAAGAUGCAGGUGCGCAAGGAGAUGGCAUCGAUGAAGCCGCUGCCCAGCAUCUACUAUCCCGACUUUAUAGCUGCCAACCAGGACUCACGUGCGGACAACGUGCUACCUGGCUCCAAGGCAUGCAACGGGCAUGUUGAUCAGCUUCGCAGAGACAUUCGUGACUUCAAGGCGAAGAAUGGGCUCGACAAAGUCAUUGUGUUGUGGACUGCCAACACUGAACGCUACGCUUCCGCAUUGGAUGGAGUCAAUGACACUGCUGACAACCUCCUCAAGUCGAUCGAGGCUGGAGAGCUAGAGGUCUCUCCCUCUACUGUUUUUGCGGUUGCCAGCAUUCUGGAAGGUGCCCCGUUCAUAAAUGGCUCCCCACAGAACACGUUCGUCAAGGGAGUUAUCGAACUUGCGGGGAUUCACAAGGUCUUCAUCGGCGGCGAUGACUUCAAGUCUGGACAGACCAAGAUGAAGUCUGCGUUGGUCGACUUUCUGAUCAGUGCUGGCAUCAAACUCAACUCUAUCGCCUCGUACAAUCAUCUUGGAAACAAUGAUGGCAAGAACCUGAGCUCUUACAAGCAGUUCCGCUCUAAAGAGAUCUCCAAGUCCACCGUUGUUGACGACAUGGUGGAGGCGAACAAUGUGCUGUACAAGCCAGGUGAGCAGCCUGACCAUGCUGUGGUUAUCAAGUACAUGCCGGCCGUUGGGGACAGUAAGCGCGCGUUGGACGAGUACUAUGGUGAAAUCUUUAUGGGUGGACGCCAGACAAUUUCACUCUUCAAUGUCUGCGAAGAUUCCCUUCUGGCGUCCCCGCUCAUCAUUGACCUUGUGCUCGUCACCGAGAUGAUGUCUCGAAUCCAGUGGAAGACGGCAUCGGAUCCCGAAGACGGCUUCAGAAACUUCCACAGUGUGCUGUCCGUCCUGAGCUACAUGCUCAAGGCGCCGUUGACCCCGCCUGGUACGCCCGUCGUCAACGCCUUGGCCAAGCAGCGCGCUGCUCUGACCAACAUCUUCCGGGCGUGCCUCGGCCUGGACCCUGAAUCGGACAUGACUCUGGAGCACAAGCUUAUUUAA